UCCAUACAACUUUGUUGUGUUUGUUGUUUUGCCAUCAUCCUCGCGAAAUUUGUUUAUAAACAAAACUCAAUAAGCCGUAUAAGAUGUCGGCGUCGGCGGAGACCCUAGCGGCAGCAGCAGCAGCACUGGACAAAUAUGGAGAGGAGGAUCUCUUUAGCAUCCUGAUCCGGUAUGGAUUGUAUGUGGGUGCUGUCUUCCAAUUCGUCUGCAUUUCGGCUGCUGUUUUAAUGGCCGGCGAGGAUAGUUCCGAAAGUGGGGAGGUGGAGCGCGAGAAUGAACCUGUGAGAGCUCGUCUACACAAGAUUCGUAAGCUGGAAAAGAAGAAACGCCGCUAGGUCAACCACCAACCUCUCCACUCCAUACACCCAUAGUCGUAAUUAGCUUUUAAGUAUACUCUAAAAUGCAUUUAUUAAAAAUAAAAUAUUUUUAAUUAGUUUUUCUA
This is a messenger RNA of Drosophila bipectinata, 442 nucleotides long. Its product is annotated as protein anon-73B1. NCBI's taxonomy places the organism in Eukaryota, Metazoa, Arthropoda, Insecta, Diptera, Drosophilidae. The record is from RefSeq and is a predicted model, not a curated record. Gene Ontology annotation, cellular component: membrane.